Molecule: messenger RNA, 1251 nt
Organism: Corticium candelabrum
Lineage: Eukaryota; Metazoa; Porifera; Homoscleromorpha; Homosclerophorida; Plakinidae
Product: serine/threonine-protein kinase 32A-like
Exons: 10
Coding region: 63-1184 (373 amino acids)
Biological process (GO): protein phosphorylation
Molecular function (GO): protein kinase activity; ATP binding
Source: RefSeq, a predicted model, not a curated record
AUGCGCAUUUAUACCAUUGUAAAUGACAGGCCACCGGCAUCCUCUUCACAUCGGUGAUUGAGAUGGGUGCGAAGAAGAGCAAGUGUAGUGAGGAUUCGAGCGGCGAAGUCAAUUUCGACCAUUUUCAAGUUCUUCGUGCUAUCGGAGGAGGAUCGUUUGGGAAAGUUUGCAUAGUGAAGAAAAAGGACACUAAAGAAAUGUACGCAAUGAAGUACAUGAGCAAAACCAACAUAAUUGCAAAGAAAGCUGGGAAUGAUGUGCUACGCGAGUUGAAGAUUCUCACUACACUUGAUCACCCGUUUCUUGUCCGGUUGUGGUUUUCUUUCCAAGACGAAGAAGAUUUAUUUCUCGUGAUGGAUCUGCUUCUGGGCGGAGAUCUCAGAUUUCAUUUGGGCCAGCAGAAAAGAUUUUCUUUAGAGAGUGUGAGACUUUACAUGGCGGAGAUGGUGUUGGCCCUGCAUUACUUGAAGGACAGGAACAUUAUGCAUCGUGACGUGAAGCCCAGCAAUAUGCUGUUGGACGACGGAGGUCACUGCCAUCUCACUGACUUCAGCGUUGCUUUCGUCGUACAGUCGAAACGUCUUCCUAAAUCUAUUGCCGGAACUCGUCCUUACAUGGCUCCGGAGAUGGUUGGACAGGAUGAACACAGUAAGGGAUAUUGCUAUGCUGUCGAUUGGUGGAGUCUAGGUGUGUGCCUGUUUGAGCUGCUAAGAGGAAAGAGACCAUUUUGCCUUCUUUCAACAAUGGAUGAUACAGAAAUGGCAGCUACAAUAACUACUUCUCCCAUAAAGUUUCCAACUGAAUUUGAUCUUGAUGCCAAAGACCUUGUACUAAAGCUAUUAGAGUCGGAUCCUACUCUCAGAAGGGAGCAUGUGAAGGAUAUUCAUUCUCACUCUUUCUUUAAGUCUUUGGACUGGAAUCAAGUUGAGCAAUUGAAAGUACAACCGAGCUUUGUACCUUGUAGGAAUGAAGUGCAUUGUGAUCCUUACUUGGAGUUUGAAGAAUUGUUGGUAGAGAGUAAACCUUUGCACAAGAAGAAACAGAGACUAAAGAAGAUGCCAUCAAGAAGUUCGUCUGUUACCAAAUUAGAGCCUGCACCGAAUCCAGACUGUAGAGUUUUUCGGAGAAGUGCUUCCCACCAACCCAAGGUAAUGUACUUGUUUAUGCUAAUACAUGGGUGUUGAUGGUGAUGGCAUUGUUGGUGAGUGCAUGUGCACUUGCAUGCUUGUUGCAUGUAUGCAUGUAUCUGCA